Messenger RNA from Haliotis rubra (blacklip abalone), 4843 nucleotides. Its product is annotated as cytochrome c oxidase assembly factor 7 homolog. Gene Ontology annotation, cellular component: mitochondrial intermembrane space. NCBI's taxonomy places the organism in Eukaryota, Metazoa, Mollusca, Gastropoda, Lepetellida, Haliotidae. Gene Ontology annotation, molecular function: protein binding. The record is from RefSeq and is a predicted model, not a curated record. The transcript is spliced from 3 exons. Bases 101 to 775 code for a protein of 224 amino acids.
UCCGUCGAUCAAGUUCGGUAACUCGCGGCAUGUUCACAAGUGCUCUUUGCUUUAACAACUAAAACUGAAAAAGAGCUUCCCUGACCCAUAAUAAUUCAAAAUGCAGUAUGAUUUCAGAGACGAGAAGCAAGCUCAAGAGUACCUAAAAACUCUCGACAUUGAAUACAGAUUUCAGUGUUACAAGGAAAAGAAACCCGAAGGAUGUCAGCGUCUUGCUGAUUUCCUGGACAGCAUCAGGAAGGACUUUAUGCAGGCUGCCACUGUAUACAAAGCAAACUGUGAGGACAGCAACUAUGGCCUCAGCUGUUACAAGUACGCCAACUAUAACAUCAUGGGGAAAGGUAUGGAGAAGAAUGAGAAAGAGGCAAUGAAGUAUUACAGUAAAGCUUGUGAGCUCGACCAUAUGCCAGCAUGUCACAGCGUCGGCCUGAUUCACGGUAGCAAGAAGAUCUGCCCCCCGGAUGACAUGGGGGCUGCAUUGAAGAUGUUUAUGAAGGCAUGUGACAAAGACUUCGUUCCCAGCUGCUACUACAUCAGCGGCAUGUACAUCAGGGGCAGUGACAAGGUGCCCAAGGACAUGAAGAAGGCCUCAGACUUCUCCAAGAAGGCAUGCGAAAUGGGUCACCUGUACGCAUGUUCCAACCUCAGUCAGAUGUACAGGAAGGGAGAGGGAGUGGAGAAGAGCACCAGUUUGGCAGACAAAUUCGAGGAGAUGGCGAAGGAGAUACGAGAUGGUCAAACUCGAAAGGAAAGAACUAUAAAGUUUGGUGAAUAGGAGUGUAGUUCAUAUUAAACAUAGCUCAUGAGACAUUACAUACCUUUAAUAUUCUGUGUGAUUUGUGUGAUUUUUAGUGUACUUGACCAAUCAAAAGCGAUUGUUUGGAGUGGAUGAAAAAUCAGAAGAUUGUAGGUAUUUGAGAGACAUUUACAUAUCUAUUUUUAUUAGGUGUUUCGUAAUCAUUUGUCAUGGAAAAUACAUAAAUCAAGUGUGAAAGGUGAGUUGAUAUUUAAAGUUCCAUUUACAAUAUUUCAUCCAUGUCUAUUGAGACAGUUGGAUGCUCUCUGUUCAACAUGUUUGUAUUGCAUAUCUGAUGACAGGAUUGUAUUAAUAUCUACUGGAGAAGGUUCAUAAAACAAGCACUGAGCUGUCGGCCACAUGUGGUAUACUUGUGCUGCCUGUUGAGAUGCACUCCUUUGUUGCUAGGGUCAUCUAACAUUGGGUUUGAAUUUUAGCACACAAACCAUCAUCCUCAGUCAGACUGUAACAUCAAAUUAUUGAGGGUAUGUCAGGCAAAGGGUUCCAUUGUUACAUACUCCAUGAAAUUAGAGACUUGACAUUCACAUUAUUGAUAAUAAUUUUGAGAGAGGUAAUUCAAUUUAGUUUUUUGUUGUGCCAUACAUAUGGUAAUGACAAGCAAGCUAUUUUAAUGUGUUUGGCGACUGACAUGAAAAAUUUGGUCUAUAAGACUGGAAAAUGUGUGACAGACAAUAAUCACAUGUAGCAUGUCACAUGAUCCCCUAAGCAAUCACACAUGCAUUGGAAUGCAUGCUCACAGACAUUGCUCACAGGAAAAUACAUCAAAAUUGCAAGUAUAAACCAAAAGUGAGAUGGCAGCGUGUGCCACUGGUAGGCCUAAUGCUUGACAGUUUGAAGCAGCAGUCAUCAGACAAUACAUGGUUGAAGAUCACACAAUGCCUAGGGCAAUACAUGGGACAUUACACAAAAAUGAUGUUCAAAUCAGGUUAGGUCAUCUCUGCCACAGAUUUGUGACUGCAGUCUGCAGAAGGAGACAGUUGUUCAGAGGAAGGGUGUCAGCUCAGACCAUCAAGAUAUUGAGUGCGCACAGCAGGUAUCCAGCUAGGCGACCAUUGGGGGAUCAUGUAAUGUCAUGAUUUAUCUUGCCAAUAGAAUGAUGCCACAAUCCACUUUUUAUCAUCUGUGUUGUUACCUUGAUGGAAGCAGAAUGAUAAACAUAUUCUUACAUAAUAACUAAUAUGCAGCGUCCAUCGUGCCAAAGUUGUGUCAAGUUUAUAAGUUGGUUGGGUAUAUUUCAAGUCACCCUCAGUGUAUGUUUCUAGAGACCCAGGUGGCCCAAUCAUCUAAUACCCUGUUCACAUGCACAACACUUUGUCAAAUAAAUACUUUAGCACAUAUGUAACAAUUCAUUUGUUUUUAUGUAAACUAAGGUGUGAAUAUGGCACAUACAUGAUGCAAGGCUAAUAUGCUGUCUAUAAAAUGUCAUUUUCCAGUCAAUUUAAUGAUAACAAUAAUAGUCCAUUUAUCAUGCACGUUGCAAGAUGUCUGCAUAAAUGUUGUUUAUGGUUUCAAUAUAUUUUCCUUUCUGAGUAAAUCUGAAUGAGUUAAAAAGCAAUAACUGCUUAUGUAAAAACCUCUCCAGGCAUUGUUUACAUGGUAAAGGAUGUAUAUACAGAAAUAUACAAUGCCAGUACUUGUGUAUCUGGAAGUCAGUGGUGUCUGUUGAAAAAUACAAUAGUGCAAUCAUCUUUUCUAUAUGAAUUUAAAAAUUGCUCAAAUUCUUUUCUUUUGACAACAAAAAAUCUGCACUUGAUUUGCUUGAUCUGAGCUGUCAGAUACUGAUGAAGCAGAGUUGAAAUUCGAUUGAAAAGAUUUUAAUGAGUUAAAGUUACUAAUUUGACAGUCAUGACAGUUUAUUGUCAUUUUCAGUGUCCAAGUCUUAUGUUUGGCCUUCUGUGUUGUGAAAUGAUUGAAGGGUGUCAAUGUUAGUAUAACUACUUACUGAAAUAUUGCUAUGAAAUAUUGAUUUAAGAUCAUAUGAAUGUAUGUACAAGUGCAUAGUAUUUCUGAUAUUAUCAAAUAUUAUGACAAGAAAAGAAAAACCUAGUUGCAUCCUCCAAGGCAUUCCUGCAAGUGUAGUCUGGUCAGUCAUGGCAUCUAACCUCAUCUAAGUCUCUGCAGUCACGUCCAGAUUAUUGAUAAUUAUAUCAGAACAAUUACUUAAGGAUUUUAAAUUGUUUUAGUGAACAUGCAUUAGUUGCUUUGUCAGGUAGACUGUUCCACAGGUUAAAGGUAUCUGGAGAAAUAAUUUUUCACAAGGCUGGGAUUCUACAUUUUAUUGUUUGCAAGUUUGAUCUAUUUCUCAGGUUCUAAUGGCUAUUUUCAUACACUUGAUUAGAUAUGAGAUCGUUGACAUAUUCAGGUGAUAAACCAUUUCUCAUAUUGUAAAAUGCAUUUAUUUGAAAUCUUUGUUCUUUUAAAGAAUGAAAUUUGUUGUUAUAAAUUUGGCAUGACUAUUACCAUAAACUGCCCCACAUGGAGUUGUCAUGAUGGCAAAUGCAAAUUGUCUUAAAAAUAAUUAUCUCCCGCCAGAAAGUGGGAGGGGGAUAUAAGUUUGAGCUCUGUCCGUCCGUCUGAGAUGAUGGGGUCAGAUUUUCUCAAAAAAAGUUAUAGAUAGGGAAACCAAAUUUGUUUUACGGAGAGGGUGUUCUAAGUUGUAUAACUUGUACCCAAUCCUUUUCUCAUGAAUAAAAUAUGUUUAAAACAAAAUAAAUUUGUUAUGUGAUUUCAGGACAUGGAUGCCUUGAUGGAGUUCGAAAAUUGAAACUGUGUUACAAUGUGUUACAGAGUUCUGGCCCUUGUCAUGCAUUUCUUGACUUAGUGCAUGUUAUCCCCAAUCGGGAUAGAUUUUCUCAGAAACCAUGAUAGAUAGGAAAACCAAAUUUAUUUUGUGUUUUCAGGACAUGAAUGUCUUGAUGGUGUUCGAAAACAGAAACUGUGUUAGGAUUCUUUACAGAGUUAUGACCUUGUCAUGCAUUUCUUGACUUAGUGCACAUUAUCCCCAGUGGGAACAGAUUUUCUCAUUUAACUUACGUAGCGUUUUUUGUAGGAAGAAUGAAAAGUUGUCAAAACAGGAACAGAACACUGUGGUGGGGAUAUUGAUGACCAAGUAUGGUAACAGUAGUCGAAGAUAAGGAGAACAGAUGUUGACAAAAUAUCAAGCAUAUUUCUAGUCAGUCUGCACUUAAAGCUCCUUGAUUAUUGUACUAACUUUUCUAAUAGUUUUGUUGAUUUGUAUUUUCCAUGAACAAUCAUUGGAAGUGUAAUACUUAAAUGUUAAGGACAUCGUACUUCAUUAUAAGAGUAUCCGUCAUGUAUUAAUUUGGUCCAACACCAGGUAAACAGUUGUUAAUGCUGUAUCCUGAACAAGACAACUUCAAAAUUUGUGUAAAUUUGCAUGUGCAUCUGCUGCAGACAUGGUGCAGAUUGAUAUACACGAAUAAACUACUUGACAAGUUUACUUAUGAGUAUAUUCAUGCAUGUAUGCAAAUAUACGUAAAGAGACAUAUGAACAGGUAAUAGGCCCAGCAAAUGUCUGUGCAGGAUUGUGUCACUUGGGUACGCCAUAUCUGAAUGAAUGUGGUUUGACUCCCAGUUUGCACUGAUUACGAUUCCUAGGUUCGUCAUCACCAUUACCCAACACCUGCAUCAUUCCCCUGGCUUCUCUUUCCCCCCAUCAAACUAACAGGCAGUUAUAAAUAUUGUUCAAAGCUGCUUAAACCCAACUCAUUAUAUGUUUUUCUUACUUUUACCUAUAGUGGUACAUACCUCAAGUUUGUUUAUUUCACAUUUAAGUUACGAAAACAAGAGUUGAUGUCAUUAUUUCCCAAUUGUUUUUAAGAAGCAAUUUUGGCUGUGAGCUGGGAUUAGUAAUAUUAUUUAUUUGUAACCUGUUUGAAGAAAAGUGAGAAAUGCAAAAUAUACAUGUUAGUUUUCAUUAUCCAAGGUAAAGCAUGGAAUAAUUGUGUGAAUAGAUGUGAAAGAUUUGUGUGUUGUUGAUUGAUUGUAUUAUAUAAAGUUGUUUUA